This is a messenger RNA of Callithrix jacchus (white-tufted-ear marmoset), 4059 nucleotides long. The record is from RefSeq and is a predicted model, not a curated record. NCBI's taxonomy places the organism in Eukaryota, Metazoa, Chordata, Mammalia, Primates, Cebidae.
AUGUACUUGGAACAGGAAAUAACAGCUGACGACGAAGUCAAGCAUUUUAAAAACAGUGUACACGAAGAAUGUAAAGCCCACAUUAAGAAAAUUGGAAAGCUCUUAAAAGAAAUGGUUGGAGAGGAAGAAUCCAGCCCUUAUCCCACCCUUCCCAGUACCCUUGAAGAACCACCCCUAGUUGACCACCUGGGCCCUGACGCCAGCCCCAUCGUGGGUCUGGAUGACGAUGCCUUCCCACUGGCCUUCCACCACAACCCCGGCAGCCACAGCCUGUUAAGCCCCAAUGCCAGCUACCAGGCCACCCCUGCCGAGCCAGCCAGCAAGUACUCGCUGGUGUACCCGGACAGGGGUCAGGGCAGAGCCAGAGGGGACAGCGGUGCCCUGGAGUACGUCCCCAAGGCCGUGAGCCAGCCCCAGCGGCACAACCGCCCCACUCCCAGCGGAAAUUGUGAUGCAAUGUUCUCAGACUCGGAAGAUGAGGCCGCCAUGGUCCCCAGUGACGAGCCCGCCACAGCCAGCACUCCCAAAGCCAGGGCUGACCCUGAGAGCAAGGCCUCCGGGCAGCCACCCUGCAAAGAGAGCCUGGAGGUCGAGGGGGGCAGCCUGCGUGAGACCAAGGAGACUGCCGUGCAGUGCGACUUGAGGGACCUCCAGCCGACUUCGGCCAAGCCCAGCUCCCCAACCCAGGCCUUGCAAGAUGGGGGCUGCCCCAAGGAGGAGAAACUCAAGAGGAAGAAAAGCGGGGCCCCACCUGCCCUCACCGUAAAGACGGUGCCUAGAGGAAAGACAAGACCAAGGACAAGUGUCGAGGUCGGGGGGAGGGGCCCUGAGUGGACAAGAAGGAACUGCAGACCAGCAGCCCCGAGUGCAAGGCAGAGCGACCAGAAGGGACCAAGAAGAAGCCAUCUUUGGCCACUCCCAUGGCCAGCUCAGGGAAAGGGAGGCCUGACUGGCCAGUUUGGCAACCAAGCCCUGCAAGCGGGGACUCCCGACUGGCGGCCAGCAGAGCUCCACCUGGCCCCCCUCCAGCUUCCCGACAGGAAGGGGCCAAGGCCCCCGUCCGGGAAGCUGGUGAAGCGCAAAGCCCGCCCACUGGACGAGGGUGCCUCCCAGGACGCCCCCAAGCUGAAGAGGGCUGGGGGAACGGAGCAUGCCAAGUGUGUGCCCCCCCCCCCCCCGCCCUCAGCUUGGACUCCAGCCUGGGCUUCCCGGAGGCACAGGGGCCUGGCUCCCAGCGCCGUGUCCAGCCUCAGCAAAGCCAGUGGCCGCAGGGUUGUGUCCCAUGAGGUGGUGUUGGGGGGCAGGUUGGCUGCCAAGACCAGCUUCUCGCUCAGUCGCCCGAGCAGUCCCCGGGGGGAGGACCUUAAAGGGGCCACCCUGUACAGCCGCCUCAAUGAGUACCUGCUUACCCAGGACCAGCUCAAGGAGAACGGCUACCCUUCCCUGCACCCAGAGCGGCCCGGGGAUGAGGGGGGGGAGGAGCGGAGCGCCAUCAUCUUCACAGCUGAGAAGGAGAGGCCCAAUAACUCUUCCUGCAGGACCUGCUGCUGCUGUGGCACCGCGUACUUCGUGUGCUCCUCAAGCCGCUGUGUCAGUGAUGAGAAGUGUUACUACCACUGGGGACCGCUGCGCCAGAGCCGGGUGGCCGGAGGCUGGGAGACCCAGUACAUGUGCUGCUCCCCUGCUGACGUCUGCUGCCGGGUUGCCAAGCAACACGUGCUGGACGGCCGGAAGGAGCGCCCAGAGGGCUUCGUGAAGACCUUUGAGAAAGAACUCUCUGGAGAUGCCCACCCGGGGAUCUACGCCCUGGACUGCCAGAUGUCCUGACUGACGUACCGCCUGGAGCUGACACGUGUCAUGGUGGUCGACACUGAUGUGCACGUGGUCUAUGACACCUUCGCGAAGCCGGACAAUGUGAUCGUGGACUACAACAUCAGGUUUUCGGGUGUGACGGAGGAUGACCUCGCAGACACGAGUGUCACGCUGCACGACAUCCAGGCCGUCCUGCUGAGCAUGUUCAGCGCCAACACCAUCCUCAUCGGACACAGCCUGCAGAGCGACCUCCUGGCCCUGAAAGUCAUCCACAGCACCAUAGUGGACACGUCCCUGCUCUUCCCCCACCUCCUCGGCCUCCACUGCAAGCGAUCCCUGCGGAACCUCGUGGCCGACUACCUCAGACAUAUCCAGGACAAUGUAGACCUACACAGCUCCAGCCAGUAUGCCGGCGCCUGCAUGCACCUGGUGAUUUGGCAGGUCCGAGAAGAUGCCAAGACCAAGCGAUGACGCCUGCCCUCCUCCUGCCCACCUCUCCUGCCGGCUCAGCCUGUCCUUAGCCCUGGCCACUUCCAAACAGUGCAAUAAAUCUCCGGUAACCCAUCCGCCUGGUGAGGCAGCCCAGAGCAGUGGGAGGAGCUGGUGGCCGGAGGACGCCUCGCCCAGCCCAUGUUCUGCCGCAGCCCCUCGCACCCCUUCCCACCCUCUGCCCCCCAGACCUCUGGCGUCUCUAUAAACUGCUGCUGACAGAGACCAGGACCGAGCCCACCCCCAAGUGGCCCACAGCCCCUCCUGCCCCUCCGGCCAGGCCCUCGCUCCUUCCCAGGUGGCAGCCCACACCUCUGCUCCUCACUCGGGGCACGGGGUGGGCUUGUCCCAGGUUUGUUUGAGACAGUCUUUUUUGAUUUUGUAUUGUUAUUUUUAUUAUUUUUAUUUAAACCUGAUGACUUGCACAGCCCUUUUCCACUGGGAAGAGGGGGCCUGCUGCCUUCCCACCUGGGGGCUGGGGAUGGGACAGACUCCAGCGGGGGCCAGGGCCACACUCAGCCCAGCAUGGGCUGGACCUGCCUCCGGGUUCCAGGGGCUGGCCUGCCUUUGGGGCGGCCAGCUUCUACCACUUGCUGCCCCACCUCUGCACUCCGUGACCCCUGAGAACCCAGCCAGCCCCUCAUUGGCCCCAGGGCCUGCCAUCCAUGGAGCCCACUGGCCUCCAAACACUGUCUUCCCACCGGAGCCCCAUCUUCCUUCACAGGCUCUCUGAAUCCCCUUUUCCUCAACUGCAGGCAGGGACAGAAUAAAUGUUUGCAUGGAUUAAAAAAAAAAAAAUCUCUCAGGCCAGGUGCAAUGGCUCAUGCCUGUAAUCCCAGCACCUGGGGAGGCCGAGGCGAGAGGAUCACUUAGGCUCAGAAGGUCGAGACCAGCCUGGUCAAUAGAGCAACACCAGGUGUCUACAAAAAAUCAAAAAUUAGCUGAGUAUGGUGGCAGGAACGACUCGGGAGGCUGAGGCAGGAGAAUCGCUUGAACCUGGGAGGUUGAGGUUGUAAUGAGCCAGGAUCACACCACCAUACUCCAGCCCGGAUGACUCUAAAAAAAUAAAAAGUAAAAUUUAAAAUAAAUAAAAAUAAAAUCUUUUUUUUUUUUUUUUUGAGAGAAAGUCUUGCCCUGUCCCCCAGGCUGGAGUGCAGUGGUGAGAUCACAGCUCACUGCCACCUCUGCCUCCCAGAUUCAAGCAAUUCUUCUGCCUCAGCCUCCCAAGUAGCUGGGAUUACAGGCUCCCGCCACCAUGCCUGGCUAAUUUUUGUAUUUUUAGUAGAGACAGGUUUCAUCAUCAAGCUGAUCUGGAACUCCUGACCUCAUGAUUCACCCGCCUCAGCCUCCCCAAAUACUGGGAUUGCAGGGGUGAGCCAUUGCACCCAGCCUCUCUUUUUAAUAAUUGGAUUGACUUUGGUCUAUGUUCUCCCCUGGGGCCCAAUUCUUCUCUGGAGUGGGGCCAUCCUGGGCACUGCAGGAUGCUGAGCAACAUCCCUGGCCUCCACCGCUCCAUGCCAGGAGCACCCUGUUCCAGGGUAGCGGCCCAGGCUGCAAAGAAGAUGCAUCUGGGAGCUGGGCAUUUCACAUUGGGGUGACCCAGCCUGGGUGAGGGGAGGAGGCCUCCAUGAGAUGACUCAAGCCAGAAACCUACUCUAGGCAGGAUCCAGUCUCCCAUGGCACAAAAGCCCCAGUUCCAGAGCCGCUGGAGAUGUUUUAAAAUCCAGUUGACAACAGAUGAAUAAAAUAGUUGUGAGU